AUGGAAUCCCAGACAAAAGGAAAUCCCGAGGCGGCCGAUAAGCCUGGCAACAAGGCAGAGCAUCUCCGAGAAAUGUACGGAAGGGCACCACGCCGAAAUCUCCUUGACCAUCAGUUGGACGAAAGAAAGUAUUUCGAUUCCGGUGACUUUGCCCUUUCGCAAGCCCGAAGAGGUUCUGAUAUCGGCCAGAUAAAGACUGGGACCCAACACCCAGACCGGGAGAGUAUAUCUGACCCAAAGGCUCCCAUACCAGGCUCAGGUAAUGUAAAUAAGAGCGCAAGCAAGGAUCUGAAUGACCCGGAGAAAAGUAGCGAGCCACAGAAUCAGAGCUACCUGCACGAAAUGGCGCGCUCGGAUAAUGGGAAGGGCUAA
Molecule: messenger RNA, 372 nt
Organism: Clonostachys solani
Lineage: Eukaryota; Fungi; Ascomycota; Sordariomycetes; Hypocreales; Bionectriaceae
Source: the annotation of a GenBank genome assembly